CUAAGUUCUAACUCUCAGUUCCUCUCGCGUUUCCAUAUCUUAAGAAACCCUAGCCCUCGCGCCUUCUCAACACUGUCUCCCAUUCUGUCCAUCAGAGCAGAGAUGGCGUCGAGCGAGAGUGCAGUGUUGCAGUUCUUCCCAUCCUCAACGAGCUUGUCAGCGAAGGUUCACCCUCUGGUGAUCUUCAAUAUCUGCGAUUGCUAUGUUCGACGCCCUGACCAAGCCGAGCGAGUCAUCGGAACUCUCCUCGGGUCGAUCUCUCCCGAUGGCACCGUAGAUAUUCGCAAUUCUUACGCUGUUCCUCACAAUGAGUCCUCCGAUCAGGUUGCAUUGGAUAUCGAUUACCAUCAUAAUAUGUUAUUAUCCCACCAGAAGGUGAAUCCAAAGGAAGUCAUUGUCGGAUGGUAUUCAACUGGUUUAGGAGUCACUGGCGGUAGUGCAUUAAUCCAUGAAUUCUACUCUAGAGAGGUUCAAAACCCCAUUCAUUUGACUGUUGAUACAACAUUCAGGAAUGGGGAGGCUACCAUAAAGGCUUUUGUUUCUGUUAGUUUGUCCCUUGGAGAACGACAACUUGCUGCUCAAUUUCAAGAAAUUCCUCUGGAUCUACGUAUGGUUGAAGCAGAGCGAGUUGGAUUUGACAUUCUGAAGACGACAAUGGUUGAAAAACUCCCAAGUGAUUUGGAAGGAAUGGAAGCCUCAAUGGAACGGCUACUAGCUUUGAUUGAUGAUGUGUACAAAUACGUUGACAGUGUAGUGGAAGGACAGGGUGUGCCAGAUAAUGACAUUGGGAGAUUUAUAGCAGAUACAGUGGCUUCUAUUCCCAAAAUUUCACCUCCAGCUUUUGAUAGGCUGGUGAAUGACAGCCUUCAGGACCACUUACUCCUACUGUACUUGUCAAGCAUCACAAGGACACAGCUGAGCUUAGCGGAAAAGUUGAACACAGCUGCUCAAAUCCCGUAACCCAUAUCCACUUCUCCCUGUUUGAAGGAAUCCAUUUGUCAAAUCAAUUUUUUCUCUGCCGAGGUUGUCGCUGUUAGUGAAUUUAUUUAACAACUUUUGACUCUUUGAGGAUAUUAUGAUUUUGUUUCCAGAAAAGGUCGUAGUAUUUUUAAUUGUUUUGAGAAGUAGGCAGUCCAAGUAUAUUAUAAAUCUAGAUUGCAUUUGUGGUAGUUAGUUAGAUUCUUGAAAGGCCCGUUUUGGUGCAUGAUUGUACGGUUUAAGGUAUAAUCUUGCCUUCCUUCUAAUGGAUUGAGAUAAGCUCUAAGUUAGAUGA
Vitis riparia (riverbank grape) is the source of this 1273-nucleotide messenger RNA. RefSeq names its product eukaryotic translation initiation factor 3 subunit F. Gene Ontology annotation, molecular function: metallopeptidase activity; translation initiation factor binding; translation initiation factor activity. The record is from RefSeq and is a predicted model, not a curated record. Gene Ontology annotation, biological process: translational initiation. The coding region runs from base 103 to 960 and encodes 285 amino acids. The transcript is spliced from 6 exons. Gene Ontology annotation, cellular component: eukaryotic translation initiation factor 3 complex, eIF3m. NCBI's taxonomy places the organism in Eukaryota, Viridiplantae, Streptophyta, Magnoliopsida, Vitales, Vitaceae.